GGUGAGAGUUAACUCCCUUCGAUCAGGUGCCAAAGUCCAACACAGUGACAGAUGAAACUGGCCUGUUGGUACAAUGCCUCAAGAUGUCAAUAAGAGAGUGUUUCUGAAAUCUCGACCUGGGGUGAAUGGGGAACCUACUGAUGACAACUUUGAUGUAGAGGGCUGUGAGACUCCUUCAUCAGACAAGCUCCAGGACGGAGAGGCUCUGGUCAAAACCCUCUACCUCUCUGUCGACCCAGCGUUUAGAUGUUGUCUAAAUGAGGACACAGGGGCAGAGUAUUUGACUCCCCUGCAGAUCGGAGACACCGUGCACUGGCUAGGUAUCGGCGUUGUGACGGCAAGCAAGGACGAGGGCCUCAAGCAAGGGGACUAUGUUACAUCAAACUUUGACUGGCCAUGGACGAAUGUCUUUGUCAAGGCAGCUAGCCAGCUGAAAAAGCUGCCAAAAGAAAGUGUCCAAGAUCGUCCAUCUCUGGCACUGAGUGCACUUGGCGUAACUGGUCUCACGGCUUACCUUGGAAUCAAGGUGAAAGGUCAUGUGUCCCCAGCAGCCAAUCAGACGAUGGUCAUCAGUGCCGCAGCAGGAUCAACAGGGUCGCUUGCUGGACAGAUAGCACGGGCUGAGGGGUGCAAGCGUGUGGUUGGUAUCUGCGGCAGCAAGGAGAAGUGUGAGUAUCUCACAUCCCAACUGGGUUUUGAUGCUGCCGUAAAUUACAAGACGGAGGAUGUUAGUGAUAGACUGAAGGAGGCCUGUCCUGACGGUGUAGACGUGUACUUCGACAACGUCGGCGGUGACAUCAGCGACAAAGUCAUACAGCAGAUGAACCGGGACUCCCAUGUGAUCCUGUGUGGUCAGAUCGCUGUGUACAACAAGGACGUCCCCUACCCCCCACCCAUCCCAGCACCCACCCAGCAAACCCUGGCGGAGAGGAACAUUACCAGAGAUCGCUUCCUUGUACUGAACUAUGCGGACCAGUUUGAUGAAGCCCUGCUGACUCUAGCCGGCAUGAUGCAACAAGGGAAGCUGCAGGUUCGAGAGACCGUAAUGGAAGGCAUUGAGAAUGCAGGGAAAGCCUUCGUGUCCAUGAUGAAGGGUGGGAACAUAGGGAAACAAGUGGUGAAGGUGGCAGAUGUGUGAAGGGGGCAGACGUGUGAUGGAAGCAGACGUGUGAAGGUGGCAGACGUGUGAAGGUGGCAGACGUGUGAAGGUGGCAGACGUGUGAAGGGGCAGACAUGUGAAGGUGGCAGACGUGUGAAGGUGGCAGACGUGUGAAGGGGCAGACAUGUGAAGGUGGCAGACGUGUGAAGGGGGCAGACAUGUGAAGGUGGCAGACGUGUGAUGGAAGCAGACGUGUGAAGGUGGCAGACAUGUGAUGGAAGCAGACGUGUGAAGGGGGCAGACGUGUGAAGGAAGCAUACGUGUAAAGGAAGCAGACAUGUGAUGGAAGCAGACGUGUGAAGGGGGGCAGACGUGUGAUGGAAGCAGAUGUGUGAUGGGAGCAGACGUGUGAACGAAGCAGACGUGUGAAGGUGGCAGACGUGUGAUGGAGGCAGACGUGUGAAGGAGGCAGACGUGUGAUGGAAGCAGACGUGUGAUGGAAGCAGACGUGUGAAGGGGGCAGAUGUGUGAAGGGGGCAGAUGUGUGAUAGGAGCAGACGUGUGAUAGGAGCAGACGUGUGAUGGAAGCAGACGUGUGAUGGAAGCAGACGUGUGAAGGUGGCAGACGUGUGAUGGAAGCAGACGUGUGAAGGUGACAGAUGUGUGAAGGAAGCAGAUGUGUGAAAGUGGCAGAUGUGUGAAAAUGAUAGAUGUGUGAAGGGGACUUUGUGUGCAGACAGACUUUGACCUUCACAUUGUGUAAAUUCCAUCCCUGACGUGUAUGAUGAACAUCCUCAUUUAUUGUCAUCAUCAGCAUCAACAAUAAAUCAUAUUCCCAGUCACAUCAGUGAUCAAGACAUGCGUUUGUGUUUGAUACAAGUUUUCCUUCUUAAAUUGACAUGUAUGUAACCUCUGCUUACUCUCAUUGUGCGUAUUUCUCCU
This is a messenger RNA of Haliotis rufescens (red abalone), 2041 nucleotides long. Its product is annotated as prostaglandin reductase 2-like. NCBI's taxonomy places the organism in Eukaryota, Metazoa, Mollusca, Gastropoda, Lepetellida, Haliotidae. Bases 74 to 1138 code for a protein of 354 amino acids. Gene Ontology annotation, molecular function: 15-oxoprostaglandin 13-reductase [NAD(P)+] activity. The transcript is spliced from 8 exons. Gene Ontology annotation, biological process: prostaglandin metabolic process. The record is from RefSeq and is a predicted model, not a curated record.